UUAACAUUCAAGAUUCGAAUAAACGCACAUUAUCCAGUUUUACCCGCUUUUUGAUCAUCUCAAGUAAUAGUCGAGCUAGCUGAGAAUACACGGAGUAAAUCAUAAUAGUGAGGAAACAAAAGCUGUGAUUCUUAAAAAUUAGAAAUGAAUAGGGAUAGAAGAAGAGGAAGAUACAUAUCACCACAUGGCUCGAAAACGUGGGAAUACUUCGCAAUAUUCGCUUGCACACUGUUGAUAAUAUCUCUUGGCAUUGUGCUAGGAUGGAAUUCACCAAUGGUCGUGUUGUUAUCAUCACCAGACUCGCCAAUUCAUGAUAAUAAAUUAAAUAUUGCAACUUUAACGGCUUUCUUAUCAGCUGGUCAAAUGCUGGCACCAGUGAUAAAUGUAUUAGUAAUUGACAAAAUUGGAAGAAAAUAUACGAUUUUAUUGUGCGGUUUCCCACUCGUCGCAAGUUGGAGUAUAAUCUUAAUGACAAGAAACGCAUACAUGUGGUACCUAGCCAGAUUUUUGUCUGGCAUCUCUCUAGGAGUAGGAUUCCUCGUAGCUCCAAUAUACUUUGGCGAAAUAUCAUCGGUAAAAACGAGAGGUGCUAACGGAACCAUGAUUAGCUUCAUGUGCAAUCUUGGUAUCUUGGUAUCUUAUAUAAUAGUGCCCUAUUAUUCGAUAAACAACACAACGGCUGGUUUCCUUUUUCUGUCGAUCUGUUUUGGUUUUCUUUUUUCUUUUAUACCAGAAUCGCCAUAUUAUUUGGCGAUGAGAGGAAGAAUGGAGGAGACUGAGGAGACGUUACAAAAAUUUCGAGAAUCUUUCUCUAUUUGUUGGCUUUUACGACAAGCGGGGAUUACUGAGGGGCUAAUAUUAACCGUCUAUCCUACGUAUUAA
Messenger RNA from Polistes canadensis, 882 nucleotides. RefSeq names its product solute carrier family 2, facilitated glucose transporter member 8-like. The transcript has 6 exons. Gene Ontology annotation, biological process: transmembrane transport. Lineage: Eukaryota; Metazoa; Arthropoda; Insecta; Hymenoptera; Vespidae. Gene Ontology annotation, cellular component: membrane. The coding region runs from base 145 to 882 and encodes 245 amino acids. The record is from RefSeq and is a predicted model, not a curated record. Gene Ontology annotation, molecular function: transmembrane transporter activity.